AUGGAUGGUCCAUUUCUGUUCUUCACUUUUGGACUUGUUAUACUAGCACAUGUGACACUUCAUACAGAAGGUGUUGAGAAUAACCUGUGGGGUGUAACCAUGCUGGACAGUGAGGAGGGCGUCAUUGUUAAUGUUGGGUCUGUAGAUCCAUUAACAGGUCAGUUUCAUAACCGAACAACAACAUUCUGUUAUCUUGGGGGCGCUGCUGCUUUAUGA
Messenger RNA from Adineta ricciae, 216 nucleotides. NCBI's taxonomy places the organism in Eukaryota, Metazoa, Rotifera, Eurotatoria, Adinetida, Adinetidae. The record is from the annotation of a GenBank genome assembly.